CUCUCGCUCUAUUCUUCUCUAUCGGACAGCAGACGCUGAUACUCUGCUCAGCGGUUAGAGAGAGCACUCACUAAACAAAAAUGGCACAAUUCUGGAAGCCGGGAACUGAGCGGCCCCGCCUCGUCGACGACGAAGACGGCGGCGUUCUCCUCUACUCUUCCACUCCUUCUUCCUCCUCCGGAUUUGGAUACGGAAAUAUAGAGAAACAGAGGCAGAGGCUACCGGUGCACAAGUACAGAACUGCCAUUCUCUAUCUGGUGGAGACUCAUGCCACCACUAUCAUCGUCGGCGAAACCGGCAGUGGGAAAACAACUCAGAUUCCUCAGUAUUUGAAAGAAGGUGGUUGGGCAGAGGGAGGGCGCAUGAUUGCUUGUACUCAACCGAGGAGAUUGGCUGUGCAGGCAGUUGCAUCUAGGGUUGCUGAAGAGAUGGGAGUAAAACUUGGUGAAGAAGUAGGAUAUACAAUUCGAUUUGAAGACAUUACAAAUACGGACUUAACUAGAAUCAAAUUCCUAACUGACGGAGUAUUGCUGAGGGAAAUGAUGGAUGAUCCUCUACUGAGCAAGUAUAGUGUGAUAAUGAUAGAUGAAGCACAUGAAAGGUCUAUUUCUACUGACAUCUUAUUGGGACUUCUGAAAAAGAUUCAACGGCGCCGGCCUGAGCUGCGUCUAAUCAUUGCUUCAGCCACAAUAGAAGCAAAAUCGAUGGCAGAUUUUUUUAGUACCAGAAGGCGUCGCCUAUCAGAGCAGGAGGAGAAUGGACCUAGUAGAGAACCUGCCAUUCUCUCAGUAGAGGGCAGAGGAUUUAAUGUGGAGGUUUUUUAUGCUGACAAUCCCGUGUCUGAUUAUGUCCAAUCUGCUGUUUCAACAGUGUUGUCAAUCCAUGAUCAUGAGCCAAUGGGAGAUAUCUUGGUGUUCCUCACUGGACAAGAUGAUAUUGACACUGCAGUUCAGAUGCUUACAGAUGAAGUCCAUAGUAAACAAAAGAAAGGGUUGAUUUUUGUACCACUCUACUCAGGACUCCCACGAGCGGAUCAGGAUAUUGUGUUUACUCCAACUCCCAGAGGAAAGAGGAAAGUGAUAAUAUCAACAAAUAUUGCUGAAACAUCAUUAACUUUAGAGGGUAUUGUCUAUGUGGUUGAUAGUGGAUUCUCAAAACAACGGUUCUACAAUCCGAUUUCAGACAUUGAGAAUUUAAUAGUGGCCCCCAUAUCCAAGGCUUCAGCUCGACAAAGGGCUGGUAGAGCUGGAAGAGUUCGACCUGGAAAAUGUUUCAGGCUCUAUACUGAAGAAUAUUUCUUAAAUGAGAUGUCUACCCAGGGAAUUCCUGAGAUACAGAGAUCAAGCCUUGUUUCAUGUGUUAUUCAGUUAAAGGCCUUGGGCAUUGACAAUAUAUUAGGGUUUGAUUGGCCUGCAUCUCCAUCACCUGAAGCAAUGAUUAGAGCACUUGAGAUAUUGUACUCACUUGGAGUACUUGAUGAUGAUGCUAAACUCACUUCACCUGCUGGAUUUCAAGUUGCUGAGAUUCCAUUAGACCCAAUGAUCUCGAAGAUGAUCUUGGCUUCAAGUGAAUCUGGAUGUUCUGAGGAAAUUAUUACCAUUGCUGCGGUUCUCUCAAUACAGUCCAUCUGGAUUUCCCUGAGGGGAGUACAAAAGGAAAUGGAUGAAGCGAAGUUGAGAUUUGCUGCAGCUGAGGGUGAUCAUGUCACUUUCUUAAAUGUGUACAAAGGAUUCAUUCAGUCAAAUAAAUCUUCAAAGUGGUGUCAGAAGAAUUUUAUUAACUAUCAUGCCAUGAAAAAGGUUAUGGAAGUUAGGGAACAACUAAGAAGGAUUGUGCUGCGCUUGGGCUUAAGUCUGAAAUCUUGUGAAGGGGACAUGCAGGCAGUAAGGAAAGCAAUUACAAUGGGAUUUUUUGCUAAUGCUUGUCGUUUAGAAGCAUUCAGCCACAAUGGCAUGUACAAGACUGUCAGAGGUUCUCAAGAAGUUUAUAUUCAUCCUUCAUCUAUUUUAUUCAGGGUCAACCCGAAGUGGGUGAUAUACCAAUCUCUUGUUUCAACUGAUCGUCAGUACAUGCGCAAUGUCAUUUCCAUAGAUCCUUCUUGGUUGCGAGAGGCAGCUCCGCACUUCUACCAACCUCAACACCCCAAUUCUAUCCCUCGUUGAUUCGUCUCCUCUUUCUUACUCCCAGAAAGUUAGCCUGAUAUUGUAUAUGCAUUAGCUGAGCAUUCACUUCUCCCUUUGGUCUGUUGUCACACUCUUUCCACUUUUCUGGCUACAGUUCAUGGAUGGUCAUUGGAAUGUCUCUGCCUGAGCCUUGAAGUAGAUAUAGUAUUCACUUUGAGUGAUGAGGAGAACCCGCAGCCACUAUUUGAGGAUGUACACCGAGUAAACUCACAUUGUGACCUUAGUUGACAAAGGAUCACAAUGAGGUAAAUCAGCUUAGGUUGUCUAUAGCCGCGAUCUGCUCAAACCAAGAAUGCUAAUAGACCACUCUUGUUGAGAGUUAAACUUGUAACCUUGUGAUUAUUAAGUCAACAACUUAAUCAACUUGGUCAGGGUUGUCCCCUAUAAUUUUCACCUUUUAGUUCUUGGUACUUGGUAGAAGUUUUGGGUCCAUUUUGUAGGUUUCUUUUUUUGGUACAAAAUCAUGUACUUAUAAAUUAUUGAUAUCUGUAUUUG
Molecule: messenger RNA, 2678 nt
Organism: Ipomoea nil (Japanese morning glory)
Lineage: Eukaryota; Viridiplantae; Streptophyta; Magnoliopsida; Solanales; Convolvulaceae
Product: probable pre-mRNA-splicing factor ATP-dependent RNA helicase DEAH9
Exons: 24
Coding region: 81-2162 (693 amino acids)
Cellular component (GO): intracellular anatomical structure
Molecular function (GO): RNA binding; ATP binding
Source: RefSeq, a predicted model, not a curated record